Messenger RNA from Oncorhynchus kisutch (coho salmon), 6483 nucleotides. Its product is annotated as rap1 GTPase-activating protein 2-like. The transcript is spliced from 22 exons. Bases 830 to 2821 code for a protein of 663 amino acids. Gene Ontology annotation, molecular function: GTPase activator activity. The record is from RefSeq and is a predicted model, not a curated record. Gene Ontology annotation, biological process: regulation of small GTPase mediated signal transduction. NCBI's taxonomy places the organism in Eukaryota, Metazoa, Chordata, Actinopteri, Salmoniformes, Salmonidae. Gene Ontology annotation, cellular component: cytoplasm; plasma membrane.
UGUCAGCCCUAGAUAUGGAAAAACAAUUUCCCUAGCAUUACAUCAGGGUGGGUAUUACACACUAGUGGAAUGCUGGUGUUACACUCGAAAAGCAGCACUAGUGCUGUGAGUGAAUAUGGGUUACGGGCUGUGUGCCCAGAGACCGUGGUGUUUGAAUCCUCCCAGUGCCAGUCCUUCCCUCUAAUCUUGGUGUGGACAGCGGGGGUGCAGCAGGUUGCCCUGGGAGAUAAGAGAGAGAGAGAGGUGAGAGAGAGAAAGAGAGAGAGAGGUGAGAGAGAGAGGUGAGAGAGAGAGAUAGAUAGAGAGAGAGAGAGCAGCACAGACAGACCGAUAGAGUGGUAUUUCACAUCUAGACUCUGUGGUGAGCCAGCCUUGGAGGCAGGGGAAGACAGACCGAUCUUUUACACCUCGGUUCUCAGCCUGUCCGCGCUCCGCUCGCGUCACGGUUCCUCUCUGAUUGGCGUCCGAUUGAUAGACCUCCGUCUGGCUCCUAGGAGGCCCACCACAGCCCCCAGUGGCCCUCAGCAGUUCUCUCACCCCAGACGGGGGGACGACGAUGAAUCACCAAGGUUACAGUGCCCAUCUGUAGGGCUGCGUGAGCCUGCCUCUCUGUGUUGACUCUGUGGGACUAGCUACGUGGGUUUGGGACACUGUGGCAGGUUAAUGAAUAACUCAACGAUAACUCCCACUGUACUCACAGCUGUGGGAUUAGCGUGUUCACCUGAGCUCAGGUGGACCCCGGGAAAGUAAAGAGAUGUUUUGAAAUGGAUCCUUUUCCUGGUUUACAGAGUGCCAGGUUGUAUAUCUCAAGUCUGCCGAGUUCUUCGACAUGCUGGAAAGGAUGCAGGUCCCUAAAUCUGAGGAGACGAAGCCCCACUCCCAGAGAAGCAAGGAUGACUACAUCCCAUACCCGCGGAUAGAGGAUAUUCUGGAGAAGGGUAGCCCAUACCCGCAGGUGAUCCUGCCCCAGUUUGGGGGUUACUGGAUUGAGGAUGCCGAGGCGCCUGCGGGCACCCCCACCUCCUCGGAGAGCAGCUUCUGUGAGGAGGAUGACGGAGGGGGCAUGAGCCCUGGGGUUGGGUUCGGCUUCAGGCUGGAGUGUAACAGCUCGGCCAGGGCCUACCGCAAACACUUCCUGGGCAGGGAGCAUAUGAACUACUACUGCACAGGCAGCAGUCUGGGGAACCUCAUUAUGUCACUGAAGCACGAGGAGGCAGAGGGCCAGGAGUUCCUCCGCAUCUUGCUCAGGUCGAGGACAAAGACACACCAUGACAGGAUCUCUCUGGCAGGCCUCAACCAGCUUCCCAGUGUACCCCAGAUAGCCAAGCUCCUCUGUGAUGACGUGACUGGCCUGAAGUUCAACCCGGUCCUGUACCCCAGAGGCUCUCAGUUAAUAGUAGGUUAUGACGAACAUGAAGUGAACAACACCUUUAAGUUUGGUGUCAUCUACCAGAAGUUUGGUCAGACGUCAGAGGAGGAGUUGUUUGGGAACAACGAGGAGACGCCAGCCUUCCGGGAGUUCCUCAGUGUUCUGGGAGACAACAUAGAGCUGAAUGACUUUAAGGGGUUCCGUGGUGGUCUGGACGUAUCCCACGGUCAGACAGGCUCUGAGUCCGUCUACACUGUCUUCAGACAGAGAGAGAUGAUGUUCCACGUCUCCACUAAACUACCCUUCACCGAGGGAGACGUACAACAGCUCCAGAGGAAGAGGCACAUAGGAAAUGACAUCGUGGCGGCGGUCUUCCAGGAAGGUGCCACGCCCUUUGUGCCUGACAUGAUCGCCUCCAACUUCCUCCAUGCGUAUGUGCUGGUGCAGGUGGAGAACCCUGGUACUGAACACACAACAUACAAGGUGUCUGUUACAGCGAGGGAGGAUGUACCUCCGUUUGGACCACCUCUCCCCAAUCCAGCGGUCUUCAAGAAGGGUCCUGAGUUCCGCGACUUCCUCCUGACAAAGCUGAUCAAUGCAGAGAACGCCUGCUACAAGUCUGACAAGUUUGCCAAGCUAGAGGGGCGGACACGAGCUGCACUGCUGGAUAACCUUCACGAUGAGCUCCACAGACAGACCCAAGUUACUCUGGGACAAGGCCAGGCUGGGGAGGAGGACAAGCUGGAGAAUGGGGGCCAUGGGGGACUGCUGGAGUCCUUCAAGCGUGCCAUGCGCGUCCGGAGUCACUCCAUGGAGACCAUGGUGGGGUCCCACCGUCACCGGAGUCCAGGGGUGGGAGGGGGGGUCCCGGCCAGCUUGAGUGGAGGGGGGCUGCCACAGAGCACCGAGUGCACAAAGAGUACCUUCACGCCACCAGUGCUGUCAGCCAAGUCUCCCCUGAAGAGUCCAGUGAAGCGUCGUUCAGGCCUCUUCCCCCGCCUCCACUCAAGCACAGAGAGCCCCUUGGACAGACACACGCGCAGUGACCAAAAGACCCCAGACAUCUGCCCGCUCGGACAGGAAGGGAGGUCAGAGACGUGGUCCAACCCCAGCUCGCCAGAGAUCUGCCCCAACAAGGAGAGGCCGUUCCUCAAGCUGAAAGACUGCAGCAGCAGCAGACCCAACAUCUCCCGCUCCUCCUCCAGCACCAGCAGCUUCAGCAGCACCACCGGGGAGGGAGAGGCCCUGGAGGAGCUUGACACUGGAAUCCACCCGUCCAUAGCCUCCUCGUCUGUGUUCAGCCCCUACCCUUCCCUCAGCGUGGAGAGCCAAGGCUCUGCCACCCCCCUCAUCAUGUGUCGCAGUCCCACAGAUGUGAAGAGUAAGAUGUCUCCCAGGUCAAACUUGAAGUUCCGCUUUGACAAGAUGAGUCACACCACAACUUCCGAAUAGAAAUCUGGAUUUUCCAAAAAAGGGACAACACUGUUGGAGCAAAGAACAUCCCCAACAUCACCAACGCAUCACAAUGGAAUCACAAAAUGUACUGAACUUCAUGACUAAAGGGAAUUAAGUGGAUUAGCUAGUGCAUAAGAGCACACACGCAGACAGAUACUGAGCUGGAAAGGAGGGAGAAUCCUGUGAGUCCUCUCAGUAUCUCUCUCUCUCUCUCUCUCUCUCUCUCUCUCGAUGUGUCUGGUACAGAAAUAGCUCACAGUGAGAGGCUAGGCGCCAUGUGUUGCUGAAAUUCUCAUCUGUAACAUUAACCUCAUACAACAACUAGACAAGGCAAGGUUUAAAGGUCCAAUGCAGGCAUUUAAUCUCAAUAUAAUAUCAUUUCUGGGUAACAAUAAAGUACCUUACUGAGAUUGUUUUCAAAUGGUCAAAAAGAAACAGAAAUAGCUCCUUAGCAAAGGAUCAUUUCUCAAGCAAGAAUUUUGCUAGGACUAUCUGGGAGUGGGGAGGGGAAAACUGAAAAUGAGCUGUUAUUGGCAUAGAGGUUGGGAACUCUCUUUCUUAUUGGUCUAUUAACCAAUGUACUGCGUGGUGAUGUCACCAAUGGAAGGCCAAAACUCCAUCCCACCAGAACAGGCAGAUAUUUCAGGGUUUUUCAAACAGCUCUUACACUAAAAUGGCAUUAUCACCAUUUUCACAAUUUCACAGUAUUAUUCCAACCUCAUAGUGUGGAAAUAUAUAUAGAACACAGGAAAAGCUAGUGUUUGAUUGCACUGGGCCUUUAACCUCACAACAUUCAUCGUCAUUGAUUUACGAAACUGUGGUUAUAGGUCACUUUUUCGCUGCACUCAUCUCUCAGAUUACAGCGAUUGUUCAUUGUGGUCCUCUUCUGCUACGAUCUCCAUAUAUGGGUCCAGGAGGGUGUAAGUUGUGGUACUGGCCUUCAGAAAUGGAUGUUGUUUCACCAUGGGAAAUGUCUCUCUUGUCUUUGCCCCAGUUUGUCUGUCUGUGGACAGUUAGUCUAUUGCCUUACAAGGAGUUCUUCCGGCAGUAGUUUCGCUUCUUUUUGAGUCACUUGUUGUAAUGCUGGUCGUCUUCCCCUCUGGCCUCACACACAGUACAGUCAAUGCAGGUCAAUAGAAUGGAUCAAUCCACAAUAGAGAAAGAUACAGUAUUUAGAUACUGCAUAGAUUCUAGGGUUGGGGUCAGUUCCAUUUCAAUUAAACUACUUAUUUUUUUAAUCUUAUAGGAAUUACAUUGAGGACAAUAAGGAAUUGGAAUUUUUGCUUACUUCCUGUUUCCAACAUGGAAUUGAUAGAUACGGCAUUUAUCUAUAUGGCUCAAUCCUCAUCAAACAGUAUUGAAGUGAUCGGGUUUGUCUUAAGCUGCCGAAGGAAGGGACUUGACCCUCAUAAAUCAAGUGCUCCAUUUGUGGAGAUUUGCUCACACGAAAAGAAAAAUGCCAUUGCGCUCUGUCACAAGCUUAAUUUAGCCAAAGUCGCGCCUUACAAUCUAUCUGAAACCCUUUCACUUUCCAUGUGCUUCUCACUGUGUGAGAGGUUGAGCAGAGAGUUUGGAUAAGGUUUAUUUUGGUUUACGUUUAGCUGUGGGUGUCUGAUGAAUCCAGACCUGGGUUCAAAUACUAUUCGAAAUCUUUCAAAUAAUUUGAGUGUGUGCUCUAGCCUGCCUGGUUUGCCGUUUUGGGACUAUUGUAUGUGUCCAUUAAGCCAGGCAGGUUUAAUCAAGCACAAAGGACGUAUUUGAAAAGGUUUAAUGUAGCAUUUGAACCUUAGGUCUGCUUCUCACAUGUCCUUAUAUAAACAGCCAGUUGUAUUUCACCCAAUGAAUCAAUGUUAAUUGAAAACAUGUCUGCUUCUAAAAGGGUGCAUGUCUGAGAAACUCACAGACUGCUCCAUGGAAAUCAUUUUCAGUAGUUAAAGUCAUUUCACAAUGCUUUUUUUCUCUCACUAACAUUUCUCCAAAAAGAAAUAAUUGUCAAUAUAAUAUUUUAAAGGGAUCUUGCAUAUUUUGGAACUGUGAUUGAAUGCCUUGUGAUUUUGAUGGUUCAUUUUUCAGUCUUAAGUAGAAGCAAACAGCAAAAAAACGUUUGAUCUUACAAACCCCAAAACAAUGUUAGUGCAUUGUAGUUCCAAAAUAUAUGAUGGCUUUACCUUGUUGCAAGCUACAUGAUUACAAACAAAUCAUGUGUGAAUGUCUUCACCCAGGAACACAUCGAAAUUUGCAUGGUCUCCAUUGAUGUGACCAAAUCAGUCAGCUACAGUGCCUUGCGAAAGUAUUCGGCCCCCUUGAACUUUGCGACCUUUUGCCACAUUUCAGGCUUCAAACAUAAAGAUAUAAAACUGUAUUUUUUUGUUUUGCACAUCGAGAGACUGACAUUUUUUCCCAUUCCUCCUUGCAAAACAGCUCGAGCUCAGUGAGGUUGAAUGGAGAGCAUUUGUGAACAGCAGUUUUCAGUUCUUUCCACAGAUUCUCGAUUGGAUUCAGGUCUGGACUUUGACUUGGCCAUUCUAACACCUGGAUAUGUUUAUUUUUGAACCAUUCCAUUGUAGAUUUUGCUUUAUGUUUUGGAUCAUUGUCUUGUUGGAAGACAAAUCUCUGUCCCAGUCUCAGGUCUUUUGCAGACUCCAUCAGGUUUUCUUCCAGAAUGGUCCUGUAUUUGUCUCCAUCCAUCUUCCCAUCAAUUUUAACCAUCUUCCCUGUCCCUGCUGAAGAAAAGCAGGCCCAAACCAUGAUUCUGCCACCACCAUGUUUGACAGUGGGGAUGGUGUGUUCAGGGUGAUCUUUUUGUAUCCAAAUCCGGCUUUAAACUUCUUCACAACAGUAUCUCGGACCUGCCUGGUGUGUUCCUUGUUCUUCAUGAUGCUCUCUGCGCUUUUAAUGGACCUCUGAGACUAUCACAGUGCAGGUGCAUUUAUACGGAGACUUGAUUACACACAGGUGGAUUGUAUUUAUGAUCAUUAGUCAUUUAGGUCAACAUUGGAUCAUUCAGAGAUCCUCACUGAACUUCUGGAGAGAGUUUGCUGCACUGAAAGUAAAGGGGCUGAAUAAUUUUGCACGCCCAAUUUUUCAGUUUUUGAUUUGUUAAAAAAGUUUGAAAUAUCCAAUAAAUGUCGUUCCACUUCAUGAUUGUGUCCCACUUGUUGUUGAUUCUUCACAAAAAAAUACAGUUUUAUAUCUUUACGUUUGAAGCCUGAAAUGUGGCACAAGGUCGCAAAGUUCAAGGGGGCCGAAUACUUUCGCAAGGCACUGUAUAUUUGAGUUUGGGAGAAUAUCCAUGCACUAUAGCUGUAUAGAGGUUCAUUCUUAUCGCUGGAGUAUUUGUGACUGGAGUUCUGUUAUGUGGUACACAAAAACUCAGAAAGUUGAGCAGGCCAGAAAGUUAUAUAGGAACUAGUCUUUUAGUUUGUAGAGGGCAUCCACAAGUGCCCCUCAGCCUACUCUUUGUUAAUAAGGCCAUAAUUUAUUGAUUUUAUCUUUUGCUAUUGAUGUUAUGUAAAAAUGUAAUUGCAGAUUAAAUGAAUGAAAGAGGUCAAAUGAAAGGAAAUGUUAAUUUAAAAAGCCUAAACAUGAAUAUGUAUAUUUCGUUAUGUAAUGUGCCAUUAAGAAUUUAUUGUAAAAUAAAAUGUGGUAUUUUGUGUCAA